Lathyrus oleraceus (garden pea) is the source of this 966-nucleotide messenger RNA. Its product is annotated as DNA replication licensing factor MCM7. NCBI's taxonomy places the organism in Eukaryota, Viridiplantae, Streptophyta, Magnoliopsida, Fabales, Fabaceae. Gene Ontology annotation, cellular component: nucleus; MCM complex. The transcript is spliced from 8 exons. Gene Ontology annotation, biological process: DNA replication initiation; double-strand break repair via break-induced replication; DNA strand elongation involved in DNA replication. Bases 1 to 966 code for a protein of 321 amino acids. Gene Ontology annotation, molecular function: single-stranded DNA helicase activity; RNA binding; single-stranded DNA binding. The record is from RefSeq and is a predicted model, not a curated record.
AUGGCAGAGAAUGAUGAUGGAUAUAAAGUUAAAUCCUAUGCAGCAUUCAGUUGCGACUUUAGAGAAAUUGUGCAUGAGCUAUUACAUAUACAAGAACAAGAAUCCGCUUAUUGUUGGAAGAUAUUUGUUGGAGGACUCGACCCUAAUGUUACAGAUGAAGAUCUUAGGCAGACAUUCUCCGAGUAUGGUGAGAUAACCUCUGUUAAGAUACCUGUUGGAAAGGGCUGUGGUUUUGUUCAAUUUGCAAACAGCAAAAUUAUCACCGUAAAAAAUUAUUAUGUAAUCACUCGAUGCUCUGAUGUCAAACCAUUGAUGCAGGUUGCUGUGUACACCUGUGAGGAUUGUGGCUUUGAAAUCUACCAGGAAGUAACAGCUAGAAUAUUCAUGCCCUUGUUUGAGUGUCCAUCAAGGCGUUGUGUCAUGAACAAGAGCAAGGGUAAUGUCAUCCUUCAACUGAGAGCAUCAAAGUUUUUGAGAUUUCAAGAGGCAAAAAUCCAAGAGUUAGCUGAACAUGUUCCAAAGGGUCAUAUUCCUCGAACAAUGACUGUUCAUCUUAGGGGAGAACUCACUAGAAAGGUAGCUCCGGGUGAUGUUGUUGAACUAUCAGGGAUUUUUCUUCCUAUACCUUAUGUUGGUUUUAGAGCAAUGCGUGCUGGCCUAGUUGCUGACACAUACUUAGUGGCCAUGUCUGUUUCUCAUUUUAAGAAAAAAUAUGAAGAAUAUGAACUUAGAGGAGAUGAGGAAGAGCAGAUCAAACGUUUAGCAGAAGAUGGUGAUAUCUAUGAUAAGCUGGCAAGGUCACUAGCUCCUGAAAUUUUUGGACAUGAAGAUAUUAAGAAAGCACUGCUGCUGCUUCUUGUUGGUGCACCCCACCGGCAAUUGAAAGAUGGAAUGAAGAUUAGAGGAGAUCUACAUAUAUGUUUGAUGGGGGAUCCUGGUGUUGCCAAAAAAUUUCGUAUACCUUAG